Molecule: messenger RNA, 2835 nt
Organism: Chiloscyllium plagiosum (whitespotted bambooshark)
Lineage: Eukaryota; Metazoa; Chordata; Chondrichthyes; Orectolobiformes; Hemiscylliidae
Gene: mych
Product: myelocytomatosis oncogene homolog
Biological process (GO): regulation of DNA-templated transcription
Molecular function (GO): DNA-binding transcription factor activity; protein dimerization activity
Source: RefSeq, a predicted model, not a curated record
UAAAGUUUGGGUUAAUGUUGUGUUGUUUAUCUUGCAGUGUCUUCUCACAAUGCCUCAGAGCGGAAGUAUCAGCUGUGAUUUUCAAAUCUUCUCAUCACUCCUGGAAGAGGAAGAUUUUUAUCAGACUUGUGAGGAAUUUCUGAAGACCGUGGAGAUGUUGCCUGCAUCACCCCAAUCCCCCCUUCCCAAGACGAAUAUCUGCGACUCCCUCUCCUCUUUAAUCCCUUCCAAGUCAGACCAGUUGGAAUUAAUGUCAGAAUUCCUAUUGGAUGAUGAGACAUUCAUCAACCAGAGUUUAAUUUGUGACCUUGAAGCUUCACUGAAGAUGGAGCAAGAUUGCAUGUGCAGUAAUUUACUGGCCAGCACAGAACUGGACAAAGUUGGUGAUAAGUUGGACACAUUCCCUGCAAUGAGCCCCUUGAUGUCAGAGAUCGAGUCACAUUUCUUCCAGGAUCUCUGUAGUUCCGAUUUUGAGGCAAUUAGCCCCUUCCUGGAGAGGCCUCAGCAGAACCAGGACGACCUAAACUCAGAUGAUGAAAGUUCUUUGUCCACAGGCAGUGUUUUCUCACACUGCACUGACUCAGAGGAAGAGAUUGAUGUCGUAACCAUUGAGAAGCAAAGGUUGGCUGAGAGGAGCGCUCUCCAACAGGAAAUGCCGAGACCCGGAACCCGGUCACAGACAUUGGCCAGCAUCAAGCGGUGCAAUCUCGAAAUUCAACAGCAGCAUAACUAUGCAGCACCAUCACCCCUGCUCUCCAGGGACCUGCCAGCACCCAAACGAGCUAAAACAGACAACUGUCUGCACACAGCCAAGUACUCCACUCCCAACAGGUCUUCAGCCUUUAGCGUCCAGUCCCCAGAUGCAGAGGAUGAGGAGAGACGGAGAACGCACAAUGUCUUGGAGAGACAAAGGAGAAAUGAGCUGAAGCAUUGUCUGUUGGCUCUUCGAGAUGAGGUGCCAGAACUUUCCAAGAAUGACAAAGCCUCUAAAGUGGUCAUUCUGAGGAAGGCAACAGAGUAUGUCAUCAAACUGAAGGCAGAGCAUCUGAAACUGAGCACCGAGAGAGAGAAACUUAAGAAGAAGCAGCAGCAGCUGAGACGGAAGGUUGACCAGAUGCAGAGGAUUUCCAAAUAGCGUUGGUCAAUUCAGGUGGAACUGCCUCAUCUCCAGGAGACUGAGGGAGAGGCAGCAUCAUUUCGCAGUGUUUCUAAGUGAAUGCUUGUGGUUUAUAUAUCAACAAUGAAAUGAAGAGGGAUAAGGUCGAAUGGUUUCCUCAUGAACAAACAUAAACCUGUACACGGUGCUGUGACAAUUCUUUUUCUGCAAUUUCAUGUCAUAUGUUUUUGAAAGUAAGUCUGGAGUUUCAAUAUUCCAAUUUGAAUGCGUAAUGUGUCUGAAAUUGCUUGGUUGUCUGUAUUUGAAGAGGCUGCUUUGGGCACUGAUCGUAGCCUUGGGACCAGCCUGUAGCUGUUUCAGGCACAGGCCCCUCCCCCUCAUUCCCAGCUGCUGACGCUGACAGACAGGCACUUAAUAUUCAUACAGGAAUCAAGUGACCAAUAGGAACAGACCUUGAGUGAGCUGUCUGAGAUCCACAGGUCCAUCUGUGUUUAGAAGCUCCGCCAUUGCCCUGUCCAAAUGAGAAUACAGAAUAGGGACCGGAUCUCUCCCCAAGGUGUGGUGCAGGGUCUGUAAUGAUGGAUGUGUGUCCUGCUCCCUCCCUGCUCUGUCCGCACUAGCUCAGAGGAUCAUCUGCACAACCCUCUCAACUCAGCGACAAUGUUCUUUGGCCUCAGCUGCUACCUAUCACUGUGCACACGCGAUCACAUAUUUCAAAGCAAUACAGUGAUUUCUUUUUGGUUUAAACCUCAUUUCACUUCGGUUUUAAGUCUUCCAAUCAGAACCUGCUUCUAGAGGAUAAGAUUUCAAUGGGAUCCAUACUCCUCAUAAAGUAUCUUUAUUAGCAUUUUUUAUAAGUGUAUGUGUGUGUAUAUAUAAUGGGCAGGUCAUGCCUGACUGUUAAAUGUCUUUUGUGCUGAUUUUUGUAAAUGUUUGGAAACCGUUGUAUUGGGUCAGUGAUGGAUGCUGCAUCUUACUCUGCUCCUGUCCUCCUCCACCUCCCACCCCACCCCUUUCCUUUUUUUGUAAAAGUGCCGACUCUGAACAUAGCGUGGAACAUGUUGGAACGUGGUUCACAUUCCUUGUGGGAUGUGUGGUUCCCGCUCCUGAAAGUUCAGGUUCUGUGGGAGUGGUUGGGAUCGACCGUCUCUGUGUUAGAUCAGCUGGAGCUGGCACUCCCUGUGGUGAGGCAAGGAUGAGGUUUCUGUGAUCCUGCCUUUAUUCUCAUUCACAGGCCCCCAGCCAGCAAGAGUUGGCACCCAGAGUCAAGUGGCAGCUUUCUGAAAGUCACAAUCCCUAGACAUUUCAGCCCUUGCUUAACCAGUCGCUAUGUGCUUGCAGUUGCAGUCAUGACUAUAUCUCGGAUUAAACUCUAUCGUUAUAUUUACUGUUUAAUUACAUAAUGUUUCGCUGCUAAUCCUAUAAUUUAUUUUAAGAGAAUGCACUGUCCUGUUAUGUUAAAUCCUGUCCAUUUUGAGUUGUAUUAUAUUUUGAUGUGGAUUGUUGGUGUCCACAAUCAGCAAGCCAAGUUUUGUUUGCCUUUAUAUUAAGUUAUUGCUUUGCAUCAUUGUCAGUUUUUUUUGUCCAAAUCAAAUUUCUUUGGAUAAUGAAUGUUCACUGUUUGUUUGUUUGUUUGUUUUGACAAAGCACUUUCUGUCAGCCUUUAGCCAUGUUAGCAAAAUAAAAUUUUAAUGAUUAAAUAAAAUUUUAAAACCAAA